UUUCUUUAUUGAAUCCCAUCUCAUCCUGCAUUGGACUAUCUCUCUCCCCUCUUCCUCUUCCUCUUCCUUUUCUUCCUUCUUUUCUCUCCGUCUUACUUUUUUUUUUUUGUCCCCCUUCCUCUCUCUUCCCCCUUCCCUCUCUCCCAUAAAUCCUCUCUCCCUCACCCUUCUCCAUGCCCCUCUUUCGCCGUAAGCACAAGCCGUCUGCUGCCGCGUCUGCAUUCCGAUCUGUCGAGCAUCUGCCCGCUGCCCCUGGCGUCUACCCCGACGACGAUCUCGACCGUCGUUUCUCCGUCUCCACCUCCCGCGAGCGACUCCCUCCAUUGCCUGUCACUUCAUCCUCCACCACCAACACCAACACCACCACCUCCCCGCCUUCUUCCACUGCUGUCAACACCACCAACACCAUCGCUUCUACUUCCACCUCCACCACGCCCGGUGCCUCUCCGCAACUCUAUCAACACGAUAAUAAUACCCAGGAAUUUUCCACCCAUCCCCAGCGUCGUUCCAAAAGCCAGCGUCAUACCAGCCCGCGAGGCAACAACAGUAACGACAACACUCCGGUACGGCCAGCGUCCCCUGCACCCAUCCUCGAUGCUGACCCUCUCAAUCAGUCGUGGCCGCUGCCAUCCGAGCCACUACAACCUGUCGAGCCAGAACCUCGCAAAUCCCGUCGCAGUCUCUUCUCGCUUCACUCGUCUGCAGCCGCGCGCGACCAGUCCGGAAUUCUGCAGCGCAGCCGGUCGGUUAAGAAAAUCUCCACGGGUCGAUCCUCCAAACAACAGCGACCGUUGUCCAUAGACACUACGUCCGAACGCCGCCCGGGAACCUCUUGGUCGAGAGAGCAUGAAUUAGACGCCCCGUGGCCCAAGGUUCCUCAAGCCCGUCGACCCCAACAAACGCCGCAACAACAACCGCAGCAGCAGCAGCAGCAGCAGCAGCAGCAGCAGCAACCGCCGGCGCCAAUUCAGGGUCAGGCACCUCAGCCUCAGCCCCAAUCACAAACUCCGACGCCGUCCCAUACUCCUGCAGAAUCUCCGGUUCAGCCUCCGCGGAACCACCCUCAAGCACAACAGCAGCCACCGAGUCGAUCACCCAUGCCGCAGAACACAGGUCCGACGCCGACGCUCGACACCCGACCUCCUCGUUCACCGCAUCCUUCCGUCCAACGCUCCAAUACCGACAGCGGCCUGCUGGAACAUCUGACUCGCCCGUCACCGGUGGAGCCGUCCCGACAGCCCGCUGACUUGGCCCCAACACCGCCCCAACUGGACCCCACGGUCGGCCCUCGACCUUCUUCCCGCCAAUCCCUUGGGCCCCCUUCACCCUUACGCCCACUCCCCGUUCAUCCAGACACGGUUGCCAGUGGCAUGCCCGACCGUCCAUCCGCGCCCCCAGGACAGUCUCCUGUCCCUGGGCAUUCCCCUUAUCCGGAAGCUGGCUUCCGGAACAAUACCGCGUCGACGCCAGAGCAAGGCCGGAACACGCCCAGUUCGCGUGAUAGCCGACGUGAUCGUGAGGAUGCCGAGAUAGAUGUGCGGGCUUUAGUCCAGAAGCAUGAUGAGCUUCAGGCCAAAUACUCCAAGGUUAAGCGUUACUACUUCGAAAAGGAAGCGCAGGUACAGCACCUUCAGAAUACCGUAGCACACCAACGUAUGGCCGUGUCCCGCACCGUGCUGGAUGACAACGAGUAUGCCAAUCGGUUCGGUCGACUGGACGGUGCGAUCAAAGAUCUAGCCUUUUCCAUCCGCAAGGACUGGGCGACACUGCCCUCCUGGCUGAACGGGUUCGUCAAUGACGACGCACACACCACAGGCACCAAAGAGAUGACCGCGAUCGGCCGGGCGGUGGUGAGCCGGUGGUUAGUCGAGGAACUGUUCGAGCGCUACUUCCACCCAACCUUGGAGCCCACCUUCAGCCGACAGCUGAAAAGCAUCGAGAUGAACCUGCGACGACAGCAAGCGCAGCCGUCUACAGAAGAAGACAAGGAGAACGCGAUCGCGCGCAUCUCCAACUGGCGGCGCACCACACUGGACGGGCUCACGAACCUGCAGGGUCCGCAGGCGGACGAGUACCGGGCCCAGCUUAUCGACCGACUGAUCAACAGCCUGGUAGCGACGCUGGUAGCACACUUGCACGACCCGCCGCCGCCGGGGCUGGACAACGGGGCGCGCAUGAUCGUGGAGAACGCCGUGGGCAUUGCCGAGAAGAUCCCGCUGGAGUCGCGCGACAUUUGCGUCGAGUACAUCCUCCCAGGCACAGUCGUCCAGGAGGGUACCAUGAAGGUCGAGACGGGACUGCCACCACUGAACCAUGUGCGGACCGAGUCUGGUGGCUCCGCCGAGCAGGAGCGGGCAGAGGGCCCGGACGAGACAGAGGGAGGCGACACUGGACCGCCGCAGCGGGAGCAGCGCAUGCGGUCGGUGUUCAGCUCGUUGAUGGGACGGCGUCCUGGACCGUCCGCACCAGCCGGGGAGACUCGAGAGGAGCGCGAGCGCGGACCGGGACGUAUCCGAUUUGCGUCAUUUGUGACGGCGGAAGUGAGAGGAAAAGGACCGAUGAAUGUACUGGUGAAGGCGCCUGUAUAUGUAGAGUGAUGUCCCUGCUACAUAGUACACAAGUUACGAUAGAG
Aspergillus neoniger CBS 115656 is the source of this 2632-nucleotide messenger RNA. RefSeq lists its product as uncharacterized. The transcript has 2 exons. NCBI's taxonomy places the organism in Eukaryota, Fungi, Ascomycota, Eurotiomycetes, Eurotiales, Aspergillaceae. The record is from RefSeq and is a predicted model, not a curated record. Bases 174 to 2597 code for a protein of 807 amino acids.